Messenger RNA from Armigeres subalbatus, 2441 nucleotides. It is a transcript of the gene Cyp4g15, whose product is annotated as cytochrome P450 4g15. Gene Ontology annotation, molecular function: heme binding; oxidoreductase activity, acting on paired donors, with incorporation or reduction of molecular oxygen; monooxygenase activity. The coding region runs from base 421 to 2121 and encodes 566 amino acids. Lineage: Eukaryota; Metazoa; Arthropoda; Insecta; Diptera; Culicidae. The record is from RefSeq and is a predicted model, not a curated record. The transcript has 5 exons.
AGCUGCGAGUCACACUAGCUCCAAACGGUCGCCUGCCGCCCGAUGGUUUGAACCGCGCGAGGCAGCUCAGAAUUUGUUGCGACUAUAAAAACAAAUUUGCAAAAAUUUCUAUCAGUCAGUUACGGUUGAUCUACUGCGGUGGUAACAUACAUCCAGAGGUGGCGGCUGACCAGUGGCGUUGUCCUGGGACGAACAACCUCUGGUUCUUCAAAUGGAUUAAACCCGUGUUUCAGUGAUAAAUUGUUUUCUCAAUAGUGAACAGUGAUUUCAAUGAAGAUUUUAUAAACCGGAAGGAAGAAAUUGGAAUAUUCAAACCAUAUACCAUUUAGUGAUCCAAGUGGCUAUUUUGUUAGUGAAAACCCGACAGUUUGGGAAAUCGGAAUUUUUAAGGAAGUGUGACAAAAACCCACAGAUUUGAAAAUGUCCGCGACGGUUGAGCCUGCGGAUCCCUUGAUGGCGAAUGCCCAUAUUGCUUCGCCGAUGAAUGUGUUUUAUUUUCUGCUGGCGCCGGCUUUGCUGCUGUGGUUCAUCUACUGGCGGAUAUCCCGGCAACAUAUGCUGAAGUUGGCCGAAAAAAUACCUGGCCCACCUGGAUUACCUCUGCUCGGAAAUGCACUGGAGUUGAUUGGAACCUCUCAUUCCGUGUUCCGCAACGUAAUCGAGAAAGGAAAGGACUUCAAUCAGGUCAUCAAGAUUUGGAUCGGACCGAAGCUGAUUGUUUUCCUGGUGGAUCCACGUGAUGUCGAACUGCUCCUCAGCAGUCACGUUUACAUCGACAAAUCGCCCGAAUAUCGUUUCUUCAAACCUUGGCUGGGUAAUGGUCUCCUAAUCAGCACAGGUCACAAAUGGCGCCAACAUCGCAAACUCAUCGCUCCUACCUUCCAUUUGAACGUGCUCAAGAGCUUCAUCGAUUUGUUCAACGAGAAUUCCCGACUGGUGGUGGAUAAGAUGCACAAGGAGGCCGGGAAAACGUUCGAUUGCCAUGACUACAUGAGUGAAUGUACGGUGGAAAUUUUGCUUGAAACCGCUAUGGGAGUAUCCAAGAAAACUCAGGACCAGUCCGGAUUCGAUUACGCUAUGGCUGUCAUGAAGAUGUGCGAUAUCCUGCAUCUUCGUCAUCGCAAGAUGUGGCUCUAUCCGGAUCUCUUCUUCAACAUGUCACAGUAUGCCAAGCGCCAAGUCAAACUGCUGGACACCAUCCACAGUUUGACGCGUAAGGUCAUCCGGAACAAGAAGGCCGCCUUUGCAACUGGAACACGAGGAUCCCUGGCCACCACUUCCAUCAAAACAGCCGAGUUUGAAAAACCGAAAUCCAAUAUCAACGCCAACACUGUAGAAGGUUUGUCGUUCGGUCAGUCGGCCAAUCUGAAGGAUGAUUUGGACGUCGAAGAGAACGAUGUUGGAGAGAAGAAGCGAUUGGCAUUCCUUGAUUUGUUGCUGGAAAGUGCAGAAAACGGUGCCCUAAUUUCGGAUGAAGAAAUUAAGAAUCAGGUCGAUACCAUUAUGUUCGAGGGUCAUGACACGACUGCUGCCGGAAGUAGCUUCUUCCUCUCAAUGAUGGGAAUUCACCAGACCAUUCAGAACAAGGUCAUUCAAGAAUUGGACGAUAUCUUUGGAGACUCUGAUCGCCCGGCAACAUUCCAGGACACUUUGGAAAUGAAAUAUCUCGAGCGAUGUCUUAUGGAAACAUUGCGAAUGUACCCACCAGUACCAAUUAUCGCGAGAUCCCUAAAGCAGGAUUUGAAAUUGGCAUCCAGUGAUUUGGUUGUACCAUCGGGGGCCACUAUCGUUGUCGCUACCUACAAAUUGCACCGACUGGAAUCGAUCUACCCAAAUCCCAGUGUUUUCGAUCCGGACAACUUCCUUCCCGAAAGACAAGCCAACCGUCACUACUAUGCUUUCGUACCAUUCUCUGCUGGACCCAGAAGUUGUGUCGGUCGCAAGUAUGCUAUGUUGAAGCUGAAGGUCAUCCUUUCCACCAUUCUGCGAAACUUCCGCGUAAUCUCGGACCUCAAAGAGGAAGACUUCAAACUGCAGGCUGAUAUUAUCCUGAAACGAGAGGAAGGUUUCCAGAUCCGCCUUGAACCCCGCCAGCGCAAACCAAAAGCAGCGAAAGCCUGAAGCAAUAAAUUGUAUCUUUAAGAGCUAAUGUAACAUACAAUCAAAACUUAACAGAUCCAUGUCACACAAAAAAAAACCUGGAACAUUCAUAGUGACGAAGGGUGUCUACACCAUGAUACAUAAUAUAACGACGCAUUCAUAUUUCGAUUGACGUGACAAUUGAUCUAAAUGAUAUCAUUAAAAUGUAAGGACCUAAUCAACUGAUUAGAUCACGAUACGUAAGGGGAAAAAGCACUUAUUUUAUUGAACUAGGAUAUAUACUUUGAUGAAGCUUGUAUGUGUGUGAUUUAAUACAAACGGAAUAAAAGAUAUAAAAAACA